This is a messenger RNA of Penicillium pulvis, 720 nucleotides long. RefSeq names its product GNAT family N-acetyltransferase. The transcript has a single exon. Lineage: Eukaryota; Fungi; Ascomycota; Eurotiomycetes; Eurotiales; Aspergillaceae. Gene Ontology annotation, molecular function: acyltransferase activity, transferring groups other than amino-acyl groups. Bases 1 to 720 code for a protein of 239 amino acids. The record is from RefSeq and is a predicted model, not a curated record.
AUGGGAUUCACCCUUCGGCGAACAAACGGCAACGACCUCACAGAGCUUCUACAGAUUCACUCCGCCGCGUUCAAGACAGACCAAUUCUUGAACUUCAUGCUUCAUGGCAAACCAGAAGGCACACGUGAGAGUCUCAUGGAGCGGUCAAUCAAGGCCUGGCUUGAUGAUCCGACAUCUUCAAUGGUCACAGCAGUUAGAGACGAUGGUGUGAUCGUUGGAUGGGCAUGCUGGCUGAGAAAGGAAAACGAGAAGCCGGAGAGUGCCACAUCGAUUAAUAUGGCAGACACCAAUGCGAAAGAGGCACCAACGUCUAUGAAGGGCGCGGAGAACAGUGCUCCGUAUGCAAGGUCAAUCACAAAGUCGGUACCAUCACCGGCUUCACAGGAUGAUGCACCAGACACACCGACUCGAGUCGUCGGUCGCCAGAUGCGUAGUGACUCGAUGAAAUGGGAAGCACACUUUAUGCAGGGAGCAAGAUACCUGAUUCUCCAAGCUCUUGCGGUUAGUCCCAACGAUCAAUGCCAGGGCAUAGGGUCUCAACUUGUAAAGUGGGGCGUGGAAAGAGCCGAUGAAGAGAGAAUUGCAUGCUGGUGUCAUGCAUCGCCAGCUGGUAACCAGCUGUAUCUGAAGAGUGGGUUUCAAGAGCUCGGGAGUGACAAAUACGAUCUAGGGGAGUUUGGGAAAUAUGUAUUUCGGUACAUGGUAUAUGGGGAACAAUGA